CUGCACGCAGGGAGCCCCACGUUGGGACUCGGUCCCGGCUCUCCAGGAUCAGGCCUGAGCUGAAGGCGGCGCUAAACCGCUGAGCCCCCCGAGCUCCCCCGGGUGUACCUAUUUUCAAAACACCAGUGGGCCUUUGUUGCAGGCCGUACAGAAGUAUGCCCUUUCUCCCCGGCGGUGCCAACUCUUGGUGGUUCCUGGCAGGACCCCGAAGCCGCACAGCCCUGGGAUGCAUCGCCCCGCUGGCGCGAGCCGCUGCGCUCCCACCCCAAGUCGCAGGGGGCGCCACCCGAUCUCGUUCCGACGCGAAUGGGGCUCGGCUUCCUUUGUGCGCUCGCGCGGCAAGGAAGCCCUCACUUCCGGCCUUGCGCGCCUGGGGUCCGAAGCUAACGGGCGCGAGGUGAGUGAGCAGGGCUCCGCCGCACUGGAUCGUUCCCCCGUGUGCCGCGGUGGCGCCCACCUCCCCAGAGAUCUCUUAGCGGGACCUCCAACUGUGCAUUCUUCUCCCGCGCGAACCUUCCUCCCGCAGGGAGCCUCGAGGCCCAGGGCCGCCGCCUUCCCCCGCCCCCUGUGGUCAGGCCGGUUCCCCCAGGCUGGCCUUACACUGUGUAACCCCCAGGCCCUUCACUUCCCCCAUUCUCCUCCCCGAGUCAUCCUCGUAGGCCCUGGUACCCGACUGAGCACCCUUCUCUCCUUCGCACGCCUGUCACUGCUGAUGUUCAGCAUGAAGUUCAACCCCUCCGUGACCUGGGGCUGCAGCACAAACCGCCAGCGCCACUGCAACGCCCCCUCGCACGUGCGCAGGAAGGUCAUGUCUUCCCCCUCCAAGGAGCUGCGGCAGAAGUGCAACGUCCGCUCCAUGCCCAUCCGCAAGGACGACGAGGUCCAGGUGGUUCGAGGACACUGCAAAGGUCAGCAAAUUGGCAAGGUAGUCCAGGUGUACAGAAAGAAAUAUGUCAUCUACGUGGAGCGGGUGCAGCUUGAGAAGGCUAAUGAUACAACUGUCCAUGUGGGCAUUCACUCGAGCAAGGUGGUUCUCAUCAGGCUAAAACUGGACAAAGAUCGGAAAAAAAUUCUUGAAAGCAAAGCCAAAUCUCUACAGGUCGGAAAAGAGAAAGGCAAAUAUAAGGAAGAACUUAUUGAGAAAAUGCAGGAGUGAAUGUAACCUGUUGUGCAAGCACGGUUUAACUGUAGACUUUUAGCCUGGUGUGUGUUCCUUGGAAACUUAAGAUGUCUGCCAAACACUUCAUUUCCUUCCUGUUUUGUUAUUGAUAAUGUAGCUUUGUAAAUCUGCCUUUGCUGUUUUGAUUAAUUAUUUUAUAAAUAACAGUGGAAAAUGUUCCUAAUUUGAAGGGGAAUUUGCAUGGUUUUAUUGAUAAAAUUCAUUCUACUA
Messenger RNA from Nyctereutes procyonoides (raccoon dog), 1390 nucleotides. RefSeq names its product ribosomal protein L26 like 1 (gene RPL26L1). Gene Ontology annotation, molecular function: structural constituent of ribosome; RNA binding. Gene Ontology annotation, cellular component: cytosolic large ribosomal subunit; ribosome. Gene Ontology annotation, biological process: ribosomal large subunit biogenesis; cytoplasmic translation. Lineage: Eukaryota; Metazoa; Chordata; Mammalia; Carnivora; Canidae. The record is from RefSeq and is a predicted model, not a curated record.